Molecule: messenger RNA, 2010 nt
Organism: Aureobasidium vineae
Lineage: Eukaryota; Fungi; Ascomycota; Dothideomycetes; Dothideales; Saccotheciaceae
Source: the annotation of a GenBank genome assembly
AUGCGCUUCAGCACUGCUUGUGUCGUGUGUACUGCUGCCAUCAUUGGCCAGGCAUCCGCUCAGACCUUCCAGCGCCUUGGUGCUUGUCCUACCUUGGGUUGCAUCUUCCCUCCGGAUCAGAGCGAAUUCCUCCCUGGUCAAUGGUUCGAUAUCCGUCUCGAGACUCACGCUCCCCAGAACGGUAGUGAGGUCGUCCCCGGCUACCUGACUCCCGACGAAAAGUUCACCUUCACAAUCUCCAAAGAUGACACGCAAAAGGACUGCAAGAGCGCUACUUCAUACUUCAAGGUUGCCGAGCCCGCUAUUGAAAGAUGGAACUUCACUUGGUACGAAGAUCUUUUCGCCCAGGCUGCUAAGACACCUUCGAUGGUGAAGGUCGCUUCAAAAGCAUACAGACAGGUCGCUCUGUAUGAGCCUGGCAACUACAUUGCCACUCUCACCUAUGGCAACGGUAGCGUCACCCAGGCUAACUGGACUGUUCGCGACGACAAGAUCUCGCAAAAGGCCAAGAACCUCAUCAUGUUCAUCGGUGAUGGCAUGACUACCAACAUGAUCACCGCUGCUCGUCUGAUUGCCCACCAAAGCGUCAACGGCAAGUACCAAUCUCGUAUGGCCAUGGACAAGUUCNCCGUAUUGGGCCACCAGAUGACUCACUCCAUUGAUUCGUUCAUCACCGACUCUGCCAACUCGGCCACUGCUCUCUACACUGGCCAUAAGAGUACCGUCAAUGCUCUUGGCGUUUACGCCGACUCCUCUCCCAAUCCUCUCGAUGAUCCCAAGGUUCAAACCAUCGCCGAGCUGUUUCACGAAGUCCGUGGUGGCGGUGUUGGCAUCGUUUCUACUGCCUUCAUUGCCGAUGCUACUCCUGGAGCACUGACUGCUCACACUCGUAACCGUGGCCAGUACGGCAACGUUGUUGAUUCCUUCCUCAACGGCAUCACCAACUACACCUGGCCCUCAUGGAACGGACCAGAUGUUCUUUUCGGUGGUGGUGCUGAGCAGUUCAUUCCGAGCAGCAAGUCCUUCCAAGGUAAGGACUACUACAAGGAGUUCCAAAACAAGGGCUACAACCUCAUUCAGAAUAACACUGCUCUCAAGGCCGCCCCCAACACUGAGCGCACUCUUGGUAUCUUCUCGGUUUCUAACAUGGCAAAGUGGCUUGACAGAAACGUCUACAAGAACAACAUUCAGAUCCCCAAGACUGCUCCUGACGGCAGCAGCGGUGCCGCAACUGAUCAGCCCGGUCUUAAGGAGAUGACCCUCAAGGCCAUUGACAUCCUACACAAGCGCAAUCCCGACAAGGGCUUCUUCCUCAUGUCCGAAGCUGCGUCCAUCGACAAGCAGAUGCACGUCCUCGACUACGACCGUGCUCUUGGUGAACUUCUCGAACUCGACGACACCGUCAAGGCUACCCUCAAGCAUCUCGAGGAGAUCGGCGAACUCGACAACACCCUCGUGAUCGUCACAGCUGACCACGGUCACGGCUUCGAUGUCACCGGCGGCGUUGACACCAAGUACAUGGAUGCUCAAUCCAGCGACCGCAAGAAGCGCGAUGCAGUUGGCACUUACGAGCAAUCUGGUCUAUCUCAAUACAUGGUUGCCAACCGCUCUGCUCCCAUCGGCAGCGACCAGAACCUUGUCUACUCUGCCGGAGUCGAUUUCCCUGUCAACUGGGACCCUCGCUACACUCUGCAGUCUGGUCUUGCCACCUUCCCUGACCACCGCGAAAACUACCGCGUUCACAAGAACGGACCUAGAAUCCCUGCUCUCAACAUCACUGGCUUCUCGUCAAAUGACUACUACGUCAACUACAUUGAUGCCGUCACUGGCUUUGUCGUUAACGGCACGCUUCCUGUUUCUGCAGACCAGGGUGUGCACUCGCUUACUGAUGUCCCUGUCUUCGCUCAGGGACCUUGCCAGAGUGCUUUCGGAGGCGUCUACAACAAUGUUGAUAUCUUCUACAACAUCGCCUCUUGCUUGCGCCUCCAGAGGAACAAGGCUCCCAAGUAA